This is a messenger RNA of Solenopsis invicta (red fire ant), 14581 nucleotides long. RefSeq lists its product as uncharacterized. Bases 1619 to 6202 code for a protein of 1527 amino acids. The transcript has 13 exons. NCBI's taxonomy places the organism in Eukaryota, Metazoa, Arthropoda, Insecta, Hymenoptera, Formicidae. The record is from RefSeq and is a predicted model, not a curated record. Gene Ontology annotation, molecular function: protein binding.
UUUUUUAGAAAAACAUUGAGAUUAUUUUUUACAUGUUUUAAGCUUUAUAAAAUGAUUGCUAGAUUUAUCUAUUUAAGAAAUAGAGGUUAAAAGUAUUUUUAGAUAAUUUAUUUGCGCAGAUCUAAAUAGGUAAUAAACCUGUUAAAUAAAAACAAUUUUUAAAUUUCAUUAUUUAUUCCAGUAUUCUUUUUCCAAUGUUUACAAAAACUUACAUCGAAAAUAAAGACGUAUUAAAACUCCGUCUGCUUAAUUAGUUUAAAUUAAAUUACGUAUUAUGAAAUGUUAAUAAAAAUAAUAAAAUGUUAAUAAAAUCCGUAAAACGUCCAUAUGAAUAAUAACGAUGUCAAUGAAAAUUAACUUGGAAUAAGCGAUCGGUUUCUAAUUUGUAUACUUUUUUAUAUCUUUACGUUUUAUUUAAAUAACAAUUUAUAUUUGAUAUUAUUAAAUGUUACUUUAAUUAUUAUUAAUAAUUAUAUUAUUACUUUUUUUUCAAGAAGCAUUAUUAAAACUUGGAUUUAUAUUGUUAAAUUUUUUUUUUUGUAAUCUGCGAUUGUUCUAAAUAUCUUGCUCGAAUAUAAAAAAUAUUCGUAUUUGAUAUCAAUACAGAUAUAAUCCAAAUAUCUUUGUUCCAAAUAUCUCGCUCGAAUAUAAAAAAUACUCAUAUAUGAUACCAAUAUAGAUAUAAUCCAAAUAUUUGAAACGGAAAUAUUUCGAAUAUUAGGACAUUUUGAAUUUUGAAGUGUACAGUGCAGUAAAAUGAAAAUAAGCAUUGUAUUUCAGUUGAAAAGUUCAUUUUUAUUUAACCGCAAUUUUUAUUUAAUAAUAUGAUGUUCUUUGAUUCCAAAAGAAUAUAAAUACGACAAAUAAAAGUGUAUAACUGCGACAAAUACUAUAAAAUUAAAUAGAGCGUCGAGAGAGAGAGAGAGAGAGAGAGAGAGAAUACAUUAAUUAUUAUAUCUUAAGAGGAAAGAUUGAAAAACAUUGAGGUACCGUGAACUAAGCCCUUGGAGAAUUAGGAAACAAAAUACUAAAUAAUUUAUAUUCUUAUUACCCACUGCGCUACCCCCAAGGGGGCUUGCAGGUAUUUUCAAGAUUUUCAAUAAUUCUUUCAACAAGAGCAAAGAAUAAAAUAAAAGAAGCAACGGGUAACAUAAGUAGCUUAUGCUGCUAAUGGUUGGCGCUUUAUUAAACAUGUAAACACAACAGGUCACAGCUGUCUUUCGCCGCAGCUCCAAGUUUCCAGAAUUUUUUGCGAGUAUUUUUCAAAAAAGUUCCGCCUCUUGGAGCUCUUCGAUUUUUCGAAGCAUCGAUUUAGGGUCACUUAGCUUCUGUAUCUUGGCGAGAUUCCUCGUACGCUAAUGUUGAUCGUCGCGAGACUGCGUUUAUAUGAUCGCCGUGAUAUACAUGACGAAAUAUAAUAACGACUUAUUAGAAACAUACCAUUCCCCACGUGUCACGAAUUCGCUCAUGUACUUUCCUCCCCCUACAUUCCUCGUGUGUUUGCUAGACCACUGGUAGUCAGUUGCGUCCCAGCUCGAACACGGUUCACAAGCAACUAUCUUUCUCUGCUCCCGUUAAUUUAUGUGACGAACUCAACAUCACAUGACGGAAGCACAAAAUGCCUUUAAUCGAUACGCGAUCGAUAAGAGUGCCUGGAGAAAUGGAUCGGCGUCCGUCGCACAGACUAGAUGCCGCAUCGAGACACGCUGAUUGUCGACCUACGCUGGAUGUGUCCAGCACACUGGAAUCGUCUCCCAUCGCUGGCGGCGGUCCUGCAACAUGUCGCGACGCAUAUAACGCCGCUAAUGCCGUCCCGUUCGAAAAGGAUACCGUCACAACGUCAGAAAACGAGCAUAAUAACAUGGCUCGUUCGCCACAGGAGGUUUCACUGUCUCACAACGCACCCCGUUCAACCAAUGAUCUGUGCUCGUCGCAAAAAGAACUCGAUUGUCUUUACGAGCACGGACGCGAUACAAGUGUAAUGAACCACCGGAAUCGUCACAGUUCCACGCGAAGGAGUGACGCGACGAGAUAUUCUCGCGCGGCGAACGCGUUCUCGAUAACGAGAUACGGUUCCAGUCAAAUGUUAGGAUUAACGACCACCGAUUGGAUAACGAACUCUUCGUGGAGGAGAUGGCGAAUCUACUUUCCUAUCCUAAUCUGCCUGUUUUGUAUAACGCAGUGUACAGCCCGCACUUGCUCAGUCGGAUUAAGCACACCAGGAUGGACUUGGCCACAAGGUGAUAUUGUUAUCGAACAUGGUAAAUCGCUCAGGAUGUACUGUCUAUUGGAUCAGGAAAUCGUAAACCGUGACUAUCCUGGCAAAAACGCAGGAGAUCUUCGAUUUUUUCGUAAUGAUCAGGAACUGGAGUCGGAAUUCGUCACAGUAAUGAAUGAAACGACAAUAGAGCUAUUCAUCAAAGCGCCACCGGCCUCCGACGACAUGUACAAUUGCAAGUUAAAACUAAACGGCAGUGACUAUGUAGCAGUUUGUCUCAAUAAAGUUGUAAUUGGAUAUCCACCUCAGAAACCUAAAAACUUCGACUGUAUCUCUCACAAUUGGGAGAACAUCAACUGCACAUGGGAGCCGGUGCCUAAUUUUGUUUAUACAAAAUACGAGUUAAUGUUCCAAUUACCUUCAAGAUUGGGAAUGUUGUAUUUAUGUCCAGUAAAUCAGACGAAAGAGAAUUCAUGUGAAUGGACUAUAGAUUCCAAUCCAAUAUAUAGGCAGCCGUAUCCAUUUUAUAUCUUCAUAUUGAAAGUAUCUAAUGCUUUUGGACAUGCCAACUUUACAUAUCGUAUCCAACAUUAUCCUAAUGUUAUUCCGAAGCCGCCUGCCAAUCUCACAUUAAUAAAUAAAACAUCAGAGAGUGCAUAUUUGUAUUGGCAACUCCCUUUUCCGAUGGAGACAUUUCCAGUUGGUGUGCAUCACAAAAUUAUGUAUCAACAUCAGUGGAAUCGUGAAAAGGAUUGGAAGGUCAUUAAUAUUACGCAUCCUAAGAGCAGAGAUCACUGGUUUUAUAAUCUCACCGGAUUAGAGUACGCUAAUACGGUAUAUGACGUUCGCAUUUAUUUAAAAAGCUCGACAGCUAUAAGACAGGAUCGAUGGAGUGAUUUCAGUGUUGUUACAUUCCGGACUUCGCCAAAAUUGCCUGGCGCUGCACCGCGAACUGACGUCGGUAGCUUCGAAAUUGCUGAAAAUAAUGGAAACAGGGACGUAUACUUGUACUGGCAAGCGAUACCGCAGAACCAGGAGAACGGUGAUAAUUUUAAGUAUCAAAUCAUUCACGUGGAGGAGAAUGGUCAUAAGGUUACGCUCACGCCGAGUGAAACGACCAGGACGUAUGCCAAGUUAAAGGGAAUCAGUCUCAACAGUUAUCGAUUUGAGAUUAUAUCGACGAACGAGAUUGGUGCUAGCAGCGACCGUGCGAGAAUAUACUUACCAAAGCAGCAAGAAAUACCGCAUGAACUGGCGUUCACGAAAAUUGCUUUUGAAAAUGGAUUGUAUGAAUUAUCAUGGAAACCGCCAUUUGUAGACCCCAAACAUAACAUCCAAAACUACACGAUCUUUUGGUGCGACAACGAACGUGAUCGUCCUUAUCAGUGUACCGGUUACUUGGAUUGGGUGCACGUUCCGAAAAAUACUACGAUCUACAACGUAACUGUGCCGUAUCCGUCCAAGGUAUAUCAAUUUGCAAUUUCCGUCAAUACCGAGAAAGGUAGCAGUGGCAUGAUAUGGUCAUCGUGCACGGUGAUUCAUAACAAAGUGCUCGGCAAAAUGAAGUCUGUUUGGAUUAAUCGCAUUGACUCGCAUUUCAUCGAGGUCGGUUGGAAGCUCGACUGCUCGGAUCGUAUCGGGAUAAUUGAGGGAUUCAACAUUUACUAUUGUCCCAUAAUGUCGCCGUUGAAUGUCAACUGCAACGGACCCAUGCUUAAUAGUACGAUCAAGGCAGACGCGCGCACUAUACAUGGCGUUGUCAACAAUCUGAAGCCCUACACCACAUACAUGCUGAAUGUCGCGGUGUUGACGAAGAGCGGCGAGGGUCUGCGUAGCGAUCCCCUCUACAACACUACACUUGAAGCGGCGCCAAGCACUCCGCCAUUAAACGUGAGAAUCACCGACCUGUCUAACACGACGAUGUUUGUCGCGUGGAAAAAACCGUCGGCGAUGAACGGCGUGCUCCGUUAUUACGAGGUCUAUUACAACGAUCAAGUCAGGAAAGUGGAGGAGGAGGGGAAUCAUAUCAAACUAACGAAUCUGAAGCCAUAUACGAAAUACGCUGUUAGAGUCGCCGCUUGUACCGUGAGAUGCAGCGACAAAUCACAGACGAUAGAAGAGUUUACGAGGAUCGGUGUACCCGGCAAAAUCAAUAUUCCUUUGGUACGCUUUGUAAAUUCCAGUCAAGUGAACAUCCAGUGGGAGCCGCCGCAAGAACCGGCUGGUCCGAUAGAGGCCAUGUAUUACGAAAUAGAGUACGGAAAUGGCAUGAUCCAAAAUGUCACCAGAACAGAAGUACAAUUGCCUAUUCCUGAUUGCAAAAAUGUCGAGCAUCGAGAGCAGAAACACAUGUUCCGGGUCAGAGCCAUUAAUAUCAAUAGUAACGGCGAGACUUUGAAAGGAUCCUGGUCCGACUUUGGGGAGGGAAAUUGUUAUAAUAAUGGGCUAUCGUACGUCGCACUGGUUAUUAUAUGGAUGGUUGGCGUCUUCAGUAUCACAGCGUGCAUCGCGUGCUUCGUAUACAUGUUCAAGAGAAUGUGGAUCAAAUGUCGAGCUAUGCGAGACGUCGAGGUGAAACUGCCGCCUGGACUUGCUCCUGAUAUGAAGCUGCUUGAGAAGAAUAGUGAACCACACAUACGGCAUUCGAUCGAGCGACCGUCCGCCGAUUCGAGCGGUUGUUCGAGUGGCCAGGAGUCCGUUACCUCUUCGCUCACAGCAGAAUCCCAGGUUUGUAGCGAUAGCGGCACCGAGGUGGACGCAGUACAUACGCCAUCCGAUAAGCUGAAGGGUCAGCCCGUCCGCGAGUUGACUCAUCUGCGACAGAGAAGCACUACACGGGUACCAGCUUCAUUAGCGGAGGUCACUACACCCUGUUGGGAGUCAUACAUCAAAGUUGGCGAUUCCGGUGAGGUGACAUCUGACGAGACGGUAUCAUUAGCGCGGUCCACGCCCAAUCUAACAGACAACGCGACGUCGAAGAGCUAUUCGCCGUCGCAACACGGCUGGUCCAGCACAAACUACAUCAACUACAUCAGCAUGCCGUCUUCCUCAGAGGUGCUGUUAAGCAACCCCAGUCUCAUACCACGUAAGAAUUCCGUCGGCAACAGUGGCGACGGUGACAGCAGCAAAGACGGUGACGAUAGCAAUGAUGGCAAUCAUCAUGCCGACAACAGCAGUGAUGGCAAUAACGAUAGCAGUGAUGACAGUGGCGACGCCUUAAUAUCAAUUAAAUUUGAUGAUGAAUUCGAAAAGGAAAAACAGAAGUUGACCAUCGACGAGUUGGACAAGAUGCAGUCGAUCAUUGAGCUAAACAAGAAAAUAGACAUACUGGCGUCGCACAUUAAUCCCGAAAAGACGACAAUGGCAACGCCAUAUGUUCAAGCGGGUUUGAUAGACGAGAUUCCCGAUUCACUUUCCUGCAUACCUAAGCAUAUACAAGCCAGGAACAGCAAUUUAAUGUGCGGCACCUUCAAAAUUAAAGAUAAUUUAUCUAAAAAGGAGUACACGUCAUUUCCAUCGACCUUUCCCGUCAGUACCACCUUGACUUCACCAAGUCCAAAGUACAUCUUUGCAUCGAUAAUUCCUGAGGGAAUGACGAUGCCGGUUAUGGAAGCGGAUCAAGAAUCUUUGCCGCAGAAAACGCUUUCGCACAGUUCUCCUACGAGCGGAACCUCGUACAAUCUUGCAAGUUCCGCGCACGAGACGCAGCAAUCACAGGAGCAGCAAGAGAAAGUGGAGCCGUUCACGGACGUGACCGAGGACGUCGAUGAGAGUGGCAACACGGUGCACCCCGCGCCAUCCUGGCCGGCAGAAAGGAAAGAGCUGACUUCCGGCUACAUAACCAUCGCGGAUCUGUCGCCUCCCUCGGCGGGACCGUCCUAUGUGCGACUUGAGAAGAUGCCAUCAUCCCUGCCCCAGACGGCGACGAGUCCGUCGGAGGAGCAGUAUACGGAAGUGACGGUUGUGCCAAGUACAGUUCAGUGAGGCGAGGAGAGAGAUGCACUAUCAUCUCAGUUCUUUCCUCCUUUUCGUGACGGUGAUAAUUGCCACUUGCGUAGACGGACGAAGUAAGUGUUGCAUCGUGAAAUUACAAUAUAUAAAGGCGGUGGUGCAUAUAAGAAACUGGGAUGUUGUACGUUUGAAUAUAAUCGCGACACUCUUGCGAAUCGACUGAGUUGAGCGAUGUUUCACAAUUUCGGACUGAAAUCCGUUUAUCGAGAUAUGAGAAGAGAUUAAAGGGACUCUCCUGAAAGGAGGUGUUACAUACUUGCUUCGAAAAUAAGACUGGAUCUAAAGUAAAAAAGAAGAUCAUUAGUUUGGGAUCAAAUGAAUUAUUGGAAAUUCAUUUCUAAGCUAAAAAAGUUAAAAUGAACUCUAAAUGAAUUCGUUUGAAGACUUCCUUAAAUGGUUCUCUGAGAAAAGAUUUUAUGCACAAAGCAUCUAUAUAAAAGAUAAUAGAGUACACAAGAGGUGCGACUCGUUGAAGCCUUUAAGGAAAUUUUUUAACAAAGCGCAUUUUCUAUUCCAAGCUAGUGAUUCUUCUUGUUUGACUAUGCUUGUAUAUCCAGCGCGAUAUGCAUAUGCGUGCGGCACGAUACGUUCGAAUAUAACGAGAAACAUUAGAAUGGCGUUCUCGUUCGUCAAAGUGUGUACCAGUACUGCGUUACUUUUUUUUAUACUAUAUGCGCGAUAUUACUCUAUAAGUUAAAAUAAGUCAAUAGAUUACACGAAUACAUGAUAUAUAUAUAUACAUACCGUAUAACGGACAUAUAUAUGUAUGGCCGGAUUGACGGACAGCAUAUUGCUGUCGAAAAAUAAUUAAAUUAAGUCCACUUCAGACGAUCUAUAAUUCAGAAUUGGGCGCAAUCUAGAGCCCCUGGGAAUCCGACACUUUAAAAUUUUUUGCGCUUUUAACUUGCGCAUUUAUCUCACAGAUAAUAAUGAUCUUUUGAAUGAUUUAUACAUGAUACUAUUUGUUACAAUCAUUACGAAGUUCCAGGAAAAAUGCAUUACUUCUCUUGUGGAAAGGUAAAUAUAUGCACAACGUGAAAGAGCAGUGUAUGAAGUUUUUGUAAAAAAAGAGUGUGGUUGUUUCUCAGAACUUUCAACGAUGUCUCGCAAUAAUCGUGAUGCGAAUAAUAUUUAGCCUAAUUUAAAGUCUAAUUAAAAAAAAUUUUUUUAAACUUAGAGUAAAAAGUUUAUAUAUAAUCUAUAAUUCUAUCUUGAGUUAUACAAAGUAUAAAAUGUUUAAAUUGUUAUAUAUCUUGUUAUACAAUUUUCCUCUCCUAUACUCUUUCCUGGAUCCGUCAAGGUAGUGUUAUAUUUACAAUUUUAUGCACCGUGUAAUAGAGGAUUGAAGAAGAAUCAAUAUUACACAUAUUAUAAAAAAGAAAGAUGAAAAAAAUAUGAACAAAUACAUCGAAAUAUACGGCAUAAAGAAACUAAGUACAUAACGCGCCAGUUUCCACUCCAAAAAAAUUAUAGAUCGUCUAUAGUUGGUUUUGGUUAGAUAUUUUUUCACAGCACAACUUUUUCGCUAAAUUCUCGUUUAAUCAUGAGAAAUUUCUUUUGCCAUUUUUACAGGGGUAAACAAACUUUUUUUAGGACUAUAUUUUCUAGAUUUCUUUAUUAAUGACACAGAGAUAUCCUCGUUUAAUCCUUGAUUAAUCGUUAGAUUUAGCCAAUGCAAGUAGUUGCAUUAAACUCUACAACUUCACAUUUUUUACUAGCUCACUUAAUUAGAAAUUAAUUAAAUUAGCGACUUAAAUGAUGCUACUCUGGUAUAAUACCGAGAAUAGGGGAAAAAAACAGAAGAAAAAAUAUUGUAUAUCACGCAAAUUUGCAAUCUUCUUUGAUACACAUAGCACAUGAUUAAUUAAGGAUUAACAUUGUUUCGUAAUAACGAUUCUCAAACGCUAUUGCGUUUUAUAUCGUGUUGAUGGCAACAAGUGCAUACAGAUAUUCUUUUGACCGAGUCUCUUGAUAAUUUUAUCAAUAAAAAUUUCGCAGAAACGUGCUCACAAAUAUUUCCGUUUCAUAUAUUUGCGCGACGGGAUUGCUCAAAGAGAAACAAAAAUAACAUGUUCGAUGAAAUUACUGCGUACAAUUGCAAACAACGACAAGAGCAAAUUGCGUUGAUUUUCUAUCUUUCGGAGAUGUAUCAUGAGCCUGCCGAAAUUGUUCUCUUUUUAGUCGCAACAGUUAAAUUAUGCAAUAUAAUUUGUUAUCCGUUUAUGCAGCUUAUUCGCGAAUUGUCGCGAAUAUCUCAUUGUCGCGCAAAUCGAUCGCGAGUAAAAUUGUAUACGUGGCGAGGUAACGGGCUUUUUUUAUAAUAAUGUUACAGUGUACAAUGUACAGUGUAACUGCGCACAAGGACAGGGUCAGGGAUAAUAAGGUAAAAGGAGAUAAAAAAAGAAAAAUAUCGUGGUGAGCGCACCAUGGGCGUCGCCAAGCGGAAAAAAACAGACGAGAAAAAACAGUUCUGAACAACGAGGAUGGGGAAACUUGACACUGCGUCAUUAACGUAUUACGAAUUAAUAUUAUUAAUAUUGUAUUGCAAUAUUAAAAUGUUUUAUUUUUGUCUUUGUUUUGUAAAUACUUCAAAAUGUGUUAGUUUUAAACGGCGUUUAUAUUUAAAACACUAAACCGUUUAAAGCUGUAAUUUUUAAUAGCUUUAAUAUAAAACUAAAACAUUUUUAAGUAUUUGAAAAAGGGUGACAGAAAUAAACAAUUAGUAUCUUAAAAUUAAACACUUUAUUUUUGAAAAUAUAUCUUAGAUUUUGAAACGAAGCAAUCGGAGAAAAGGAACGCUCUUCUUUACGCUUUAACGCCACGUUUUCAAGGAACGGGAGAUGAUCCGCUCGGCUUUGGAGGGAUCGCUGGAGGUGGCCCAUGCGUCACAAUUAUCCCGGAUCGCGCGCUUUAAUUAUCGCGCGGGUCAGAUGACAAUUAAAGUACCUCGCGCGCGCACAGAGUAUAGAGUUAGCAAUACGCAAGUAACAAUUGGCCUCGCAGAACACUCUCACGCUAUCGCAGCAGCAAGGAAUAUAUGUAUGCAUAAUUCGCACGUACUUUAAACUAGUCAGAUACACCGCCUUCUUCCUACAGGCCUUUCUUCUAUACUUAGUCGGAUGCAAUGUUUAUUCGGAUGUGAGAUUAGCGAUUGUACAAAAUUUAAUAAUAAGCAAAAAGAACUAACUAACGCGUCGGUAAACCGUUUGUUUUUUUCUUUGUACGAUCUUUUGUACUGCUUAACAAAAAAGAAGAACCGUUUGAACUUUUAAUUUGUAGACAGAAACUCUUUUUGAUUCAAACUUUUUAUGUGCAACGUUUUAUUAAUGUUACCGUCGAAGCGUGAAGAUGUUUGUCUUUAAAACAAAGAUAAUUUGGAAAAAAGAGCUUUAUUGAAGAAUUGAUGGCCUAUUAUUGAUACAAAUUACGAUUAUAAAGAACUAAUUGUGUGGUUUCGAACUACAAAUUUUAAUAAGAUGUGACAGUUUAGAUGCAAUUGUAGUUUAAUUAAGAAGGAAAUAACUCAGCAAUCACUGAAGUUAUAUUGAUAAAUAGCUGUUUAAGAAAAAAGUUGUAGCAUUUGGAAUUGUUAAAAAAAAAAAAGAAAGGCCUGGAUCUUUUUGGAAUGCGGUUAUUUUGCAAGUUCAAACAAUUUCGAAUGUAGAAAGGGGAAGAUGACGUUGUCGCCGUGACUAUAAGAUAUAAAGAGAGAAGAAGGAUGACUUUGUUUGUACUUGCGAAAUGAUACUUACCGGCUUGCGCGAUUGAACAUUCGCGAAGCUCUGAGAUCGAACAUGAGCUUAUGUACCUACUCAUACGUUUAUUGUUGUUACACACUGGCGUAAUUUUAUCAGAUAUUAAAAGAAGUGCUACUUAGUCUAUAAUUAAGUCGUAAAUAUAAGAGGAAUAUGUCAUCGCGACGUUAUGCAAACGCACGGAUGCCUAGAUCUGUUUGUUUUAGCUGCACUUAUAGUUUCCGUGUUAUUUGAGAUAACUAUAUAUUUAUGCAUAUAUGGAUACAUAUAAAUUUUGCAAAAGGAUACCUCGUACAAAAAGCUACAGAAUUUUUAAAAAAUAAGAUAAAAAAAAUUUGGUUCUGUCGCUUUUUCAUAGAGUGUCCUUUUGAUGGACUUUUACUUCAAAAUCAAUUUAAUUUUUUCAAAUAAAAUUUUUAUAUUUUUUCACAGGAGCAUAUUCUACGUUUUAAAUCCGAUAAUUUUGACGCUCGAGACAUUUUUGAAUCUGACAAAUACUUUUAAGGAUCUAUGGAAAAUUAUUACAAAUCCUUAGGACUGUGUUGAUUCGAGAUUAACUGCUCUUGAAAUUACUUAGAAGCAACGAUAUGAACGUGAUAUGAUAAUUUCGUGUAUAGUUUGUACAUAUGUAUGCCAGUUUGUGGAGUUAGAACCGAUUAAAGAUACAAUUAAUGCCAUGCAAAAGUAGAUUAUCUAACGUUUGUAGAAAUAUUUUUGAAAGUGUUCUCUUAACGACGCUAAUGAAUUUUAAGUGUCGUAUAAGGAGUUAAUUGAGAACAUUCUGUGCAUUUAUUCUACAAUAUACAUAUACAUAUGCAGAUAACGGAAAUUUAGGAUCUUUAAAUAUUGUGGAAGUAUUUAAUACAAACCACAAGAUUCUAAGUCACAUUUAUGGCACGCGGGCACACAUACGCACACACACACACACACAGAAAGACAAAGUGGGCCUUUAUUUAAAAAUAUUGCAGAAAUAACUAAUAAUUAUAAGAUCUUAAUUGGAUGCCUGUGAUACAUAACACAUGAAGUCAAAAUCAUGUUCAACGUCCAUUGAUUAUAACCUUUAGAAUGGGUUACUCUGAUCAACUGGUUUUAAGGAUUUGUUUACGUCUGUACAAUAACAGCAAAAAAUUAUCAAAAUUUAACAACUAUAGAUUCCUUAGAUUUGUUCUUUUAUUUCUUCUAAUCAAUGAGAUACAAAGUUUUAGUCAUGUAUAUUGACCUAAAAAAUGUUGGAUCUAAAACAACGAAUUUGUUAUAAUGACUUAAAUGUAAUAAUACUUUGAAAUAACAUAUAUAUUUUUUAUAUUAAACUUUAGAUCUUUCGUGAAUAUCUUCUAAAGUUUUUUACGUCAAAAAAAUAUUUUGAAUCGAAAUUAUUAGGUUUAAUACGGCGGAGAAUCUGACUCAGUGAAAAAAUAUACGAGAUUUUGGUUCAAAAAGAUCAAACCAAUCUCGAAAUGAAUUUCAAAUAGUCAUUUUAUAAAAAAAGCUGUUAUAUAAGAAAAAAAUUUCCUCUCAAAGACUUUUUAACUUUUAAGUACAAAAUAUAUUUUUUUUAAUAACAUUUUAGCUGACUCAGUUUCAUCAGUUGUCAUAUUUCACGAAAGUGAGAGUUGCGUAUACACAAUUUAAAUUCACACGUUUACAUAUACGGUUACAUAUACGGUUUUGUCGGAUAUUAUCAUGUAAAGUAGUGAAAUUACAUUGGUCGAUCAAGUGAGAGAGGCGAGGAGCAAACUGUGGAAAGUGCAAUUAAAACGAGUUGAUCUAAUUUUGUACUCAAGAUCCGUAUGACCUAUGCAAAAUAUAUACGUGUUGUAUAAGUAUUAAUACGAUACGUAAUAUGAAACACAUACACAUACGUCGAUUGCCUCGGCCCAAAGUAUUAAGCAUCUCUAUUUCAUUUCUUUGGAAUUCUUUUACCAAUAUUAAUUUCCUAUUGGUUAUUGGUAUUAUUCAUAAAUUCAAAAGAUUCUUGAUACAAACGAUAAUUAUACAAUACAAAAUAAUAUAUGAAAGAAUUCCAGAUCAAUGAAAAAAUAAAGGUGCCUACACUAAAAAGGGAGUAUUUAAUUUUAAGAUAUUAAAAACUGAAAUAUUUAACAACUUUAAACAUUUUAGCGUUUUAAAUUUAAAUACAGUUUAAAAUUGAACAUUUCUUACACAUUAUCUUAAACUUAAGUACUUCUUUUUUGAGUGCAACUGUAAUUUGUGUACUUUAACAGUAUAUUGUAUACAGUUUAAAAUUGUCGGACAAAGAAAUGCGCCUAAGAAGAUUUUUAACGAAAUAGUAGGAUUUUUAUACAGUAACAGUCGAGGAAAUAUGCUUGUGCAAAUACACACACACGUCGAUUAAAUCUUGCUCACGUCACGAGAUAUAAUGAAGUAUUUUGAUGCGAUAAAAAGCUUUGUACAUUAGUUUAACAGCCGAACAUUACUAUUUACUUUGUUAGGUUUUACAUAUCUAUAUCAUUGUACAUAUAAACGCAUGUAGAUGUAUACACAAAUACGCGUAUAGGCAUAUAAAUAGAUAUAUAUAUAUAUAUAUUAUAUAUAUAUACACUUAUACAUAUAUCUAUUAUUAUCUAUUUUUGUUACAUGUUUAUAAAAAUGAAGAAAAACGUAUUCUGUCGUGGAAUACCAAAUGUAACAUAUAGAACGAGAUUUUAGCGAAUGGACAAUGGAUUUGAGCGUCGUAAAGAUUACCGGUUUUAUAUAUAAUUCAAAACAUUUAUUGCGUCUGUGUCGUUAGAAACUUGCUAAUAAGUUGACAAAUUCGAGAUCAUAUAUAUAUAUAUAUAUAUAUAUAUAUAUAUAUAUAUAUAUAUAUAUAUGAGUUACGUUUAGGUCUUUUGUUUUCUUUUUUUUUAUGUAAUCGAAUGAUCGUAUAAUUUAGUUGAAUAGUGCGUAGCUCUUAAGAUGUUUAACAUUUACUAUUUCAUCGGGUAACGAAAGACAAAAAAGAGGAGAAGGGAAAACUAUGUAGAUUAGAGUAAUUAGUUUAUACGAAGAACAUGACAAAAUUAUUAUGUGAAAUUAUAUGACGAACGCGCUCGUUGAGGCAGUAAAUGUUGACCGUUUGCUUUUCUCUUUUUUUUUUUAAAUUGAUUUAAAACUGAUCCACGAAUUUAUCCUUGUUUAUGCGGACCUUCAGAGACGAAACGGUGAUGAAGUUUUACGCUUGUAACGAAGUAGUGCAAUGACUUAACGAAAUUUGAUUAAUUUGUGUAUAUAUAUUACAGAAUCGUGAUUUUCUUACGUAUAAUAUAAUUCUGCCCGCACAUACACACACAAACGCGUCACAAUUACCAGACAGGAGUUACUGCUUACAUAGCGGCGUGAUAUAUAUACACGACUUUUUAAUGAAUUUCUCUUUACCUUUAGUAUUCUGUUUUUAGAGUGAACAUGGUUUGUUGUCGAGUUUAGUUUAUCAAGUCGUUGGUGUAAUUUUGCCAGCAUCAUUGUUAAAUGUUAUCUCACGUGCAUUAAUGCAAGUGCAAUCCGUUGUACUGUUAAGGAUGUAUUACACUUAUUUUCAAAAUUAUGAAAAAAAAUUGCAGAUUGUUUUACACUGCAUUCGAAAAUAAUGUAACAAAAAAUUAGGCAGUUGUGUACUUGGAUCGAAAAUUCAAUAAUAUGUAGAAAUGUGUUCUAAGAUAAAUAUAAUUUAGAAAUAAUGAAGUAAAUCUGAAUUUUUAUAUACAUAUAAGUAUUUUAAAUAUUUGAGAUGAUUUAUGUAAAACCUUAUUGCGAUGCGAAGAUUAGUUGUUCUGUAAAUAAACAAAAUUUAUUUAAACCAAAUUAAAUGAAGAACAGCCACCUAUAUAUGAAAAAUUUAUUUAUUUAAUAACUAAGCUCAGAAUUUUAAUAAAAUUUUGCAUAAAUUAUCUUGAAUACUUAAAGUAAUUAUAUGAAAAGGAUUAAAAUUUUUAUCAUGUUUAAAAUGUUAGUAUUAAAAGAAUAAAAAUUAGAAAUUACGUAAAUUAAAAAGUAUAAUAUUUAAUAAAAAUAAAAUGUUAUGAAUAUAACUUUCACAUAUAUAAUUUACGUAUAAAUAUUAAUACCUUUAUAAAAAUGAGUGUAAUACAUUCCUAAAACACACAUACGCAUAUUUUCAACCGAUACACUAUUUUCACGAUUAAUAGCACUGUUGGUUAUGUACGUCGAUUGAAUUUUUAUUGUCCCGAAGGAGAAGAUUUUGUACAGAACAUUGUAAAAUAUAUUUUUAGCGCUUUUUCUCUCUCUCACUCUCUCUCUCUUCCUCUCUCUCUACCUUGGUUUUAUUAUUUAUGUGCGCGUGCAAAUCUCUCGCCUCCGCCGCAUUUUGUAUAAAUACGCCGUAUUGUUAUUGUAAUGCCAUUGCGUAAAUGCCAUGCCGUUGAGCCUUGCCAUUCGUCAUCCGAGAAAGAAGAGAGAGCACCUCCUAAAAGCUAAUUUACCCUUUUUUAAUUUUCUCAAUACUCACGUGGAUCGCGCGCCGUGAACGCGAGGGAGAAUCUUUUUCUGUAACUAAUAACGACGUUGCCGAUGUAUGCCGGAGAGAAAAGCCAUUAGUUUGUAAUCAUUAAGCUGAAAUAUAUAUAACAUUUAUAUCGAA